Molecule: messenger RNA, 7579 nt
Organism: Periophthalmus magnuspinnatus
Lineage: Eukaryota; Metazoa; Chordata; Actinopteri; Gobiiformes; Gobiidae
Gene: il11ra
Product: interleukin 11 receptor, alpha
Exons: 12
Coding region: 163-1374 (403 amino acids)
Cellular component (GO): membrane
Molecular function (GO): protein binding; cytokine receptor activity
Source: RefSeq, a predicted model, not a curated record
UGCUCUCAUGCCCCGCUAGUCCCGUCCCGUCCCGGAGCCGAGCCGACCUACCCGACCGUGUCUAGUUUCCCCCGAGAGCCGCAGACUACCGCUCCGAAAACACCUCAACCAUGGAAGGCGACAAUAUAAUAAUGCCAGUUUGACCGCGGGCCACUCUCCAAGAUGCCAGGCCUCUGGUCCAUAAGCCCUGUGUGUCUGACAGUCAUCUGCUUCUUAUCCUGGUCUCUGGCUCCCAGUCAUGCUCAGAAUGGAAAAGAUGAAGUGUCGGGACUGCAGUAUGGCCACUUGAAGUCUAACGUGACUCUGGCAUGUGGGAAGUCACCAGUCAGGACACCCGUGGUAUGGCAUCUUAACCACAGCUCACAGUUGCCCUGGCACCAAGUGACCUCCAACGGAAGCCUCAUCCUCCUGCAGACAGACCACUCCGCCCAGGGCGACUACAGCUGCUAUGACAACCAGGGCCUCCUCGUGCACUCUCUCAGGCUCAGGUUGGGAUAUCCUCCAGGCCCUCUGAGUAUUUCCUGUCGGGUGCCCAGUCACAAGUACGUUCUCUGCUCGUGGGCCGACUCUGCAGACACCCACCUUCCAGCCCAAUACACUGCCUCCUAUGGGGGUAAAAACACAGAGAAGGAGUGUGUGGUGGAUGCCUCGGAGAAGCACUGUGACAUCCAUCUGCCUGGCUUCUGGCAGGUCACACACAUCCUGCGGGUCACCGAGACCAACGCCCUGGGCUCACAGACUACCAUUGUCAUCUUGAAGCUCCAUGAACUAUUAAAACCUGACCCUCCUGAGUCAGUUGAGGCCAAGGCAGUAGAGGGAUACCCUACUAGACUCCAUGUCUCCUGGACCUUUCCCUCCUCUUGGCACGAGGACAUCAUCGCAUUCCCCCUCACCUUCCAAAUCCGAUACAGGCCUCAGGGAUCUUCAUACUGGUCGGAGUUGUUCUCCGAUGACAGCCAGGUCGUGAUACGCGACGCACUGGCGGGUUACGUCCACCAGGUGGAGGUGCAAGCGCGGGACGAGGUCAAUCAGUGGUCCCAGUGGAGUGAGUGGAGCGCUCCGGUCUAUGCGCAGCCCUGGGAAGGUGACUCCACACUUGUACCUACAGAGGAGAACUUUCCAGAGGAGAUCUUCCCAAGUGGAAUGUUUCCUGUUUUCACAAAGCCUGAAACCUCAACAGCAAAGUCACACAACCCGCCGUAUGAGGAUGAAGGUAACUUGGGUUUGGUGAUCCUGCUGGUGCUGUUUUCUGUGGUCAUCUUCUCCACCGUGCUCUCCCUCUUCUUUGUGAUGUGGGUGAAGCAGCGGCGGCGGAACCAGGCAAACAAGCAGGAGCUCACGUCCAUGGUCAAGAUGAAGUCCAUGUCAAUAUAAUGUUGAAUCAAAGCAUGUUCUCCUCAUCGGCCCGUUCUAGGGCUCCUCCCGCUGGUCAACCGCUGAAUUACAACUGGCCCAUAAAAAGCUGAUUGACUUUUUUUCAGCUACAAAACAGCAUUACAGUGACCUCUCAAAAUAAUUUGCAAUCUGACUAAGGCCAAAAAGGCUGCUAUAAGUCGACUACAACUGCUGGAAUUUCUAUUACAAUCUACACUACAAUUCCCAGAAUGCACCAGUGGAACAGAAGACUUAGUUACAUGGAUAUUUGGAGUUUACUCACAACCGAUGCUGCUCCAGGACCCUUUACUGUUUUGAAUAAGGGAGACUUUUCACUACAAGUAAGGAUUUAGAGUGCAGCUGCCAAAAUGGGGAAUGCAAGCCAAAGAUUUCAAUUUGAUUUAUAAAAAUGUUUUUAUUUUAUUUUGUUUUUUUUGGCUGUGUUCUCCCAUUCCGGAUUCCUCACUUUAUUUUUUGUAUUUUUUCUUGUGAGAAGAUUUUCGUCCAUUUUGACUGAGCGGCCGACCCAAUGCUGUGAAGGAAGUAUCUCUCUUUCGAUCAGGCCAAAGCAGUAUCACGGGGCAUUAUGGCUAACACUAACGUGCUAAAAAUGGACUACAAAAUAUAUGGGGCGGGAUAUAUUGACUUUUAUUUUCUUGCAUUAUACUUUAUGUCAUCCUUUUGUGCAUAUGUUGAAUCCUCUUUCUGUUGAUCCAUAUAUAUUUUGGAAUGAGCGAGUUAUUAGCCCGAUUUGAUGCUCAAAGAGGAGGUAAGGUAUGCAAGGGCCGUUCACAAAGCACCAGCAAAGUGUAUUUUAACAAGUAGUGUAGAGAAUUACUAUAGUGACCAGCCCCCAUCCAAAGAUUUCACUAUUACAAAGUGCACUUAAAUAGAAUAACCAGGUAAACCUAGCAUAGCUUAAUGAAAUUCACUUUAGCCUAUAAAGGAGUACCUAGCAUACAUGUUAAACAUAGUGUGCAAAGACUAAAGACAAGAGCUUAGCAGCAGUAAACAGUCCACGAUGCAUAAGCCUCAUUGAAGGCGCUGUACCUGAUUUUCUUUUUUACAAGAUUUUCAGUCCUGGAGGCUUUAUUAGACAAGGUAGCCGUAGCAUGAUUUGCUGAGAGAGAGGGUAGAGAGGGGCAAAAUUGUUAAGUUAAAUCUGUAAUGUCCACUGCCCACUUAACCCCUUCUCUUAUUCUAAUGCUGUACCAUGAGAGAAAAAAACUGUCCAGAAUAUUUCUAGGCAGUGGCUUUCACUGGACUAUUACAGUUUGAAUCGAUUUUAAUCAAAGUCAGAGCAGGGUGUUUCAAACGGGAAUGUCCAUAUCCUAUUUAAGAAAUUGUAAACUGCCUUCAGUUGCAUUUGUAUAGAUAUGUUGUCUCAUUUUAAUACUUUCAAUCAGAAUGAGAUUUUUCACAAUGCCACUUGUUUAAUUGCACAAGAACCCUGCUUUGAGAGAAAGAAAGUCAGGAAUAAACUUGUUUCAUAUUAAUCCUUCAUUUAAUUUUUAAAACAUGAAUUAAUCAAAUUAAUUUGAUUAAUUGCCCAGCCCUACAUGGUUGCUACUUUAUGGUUCUCAUCUAAUAAAGUGCAACACACCACUUGGUGCAAAGGGCAUGUUCCUGAACUAUAACAAAUUCAGUUUUCUUACUGAGCCUUUAAAUUUUUAACAAGGGACAUUGUGAGAAAAUGAACCAUAAAAGCAAACAAGGAAAUACAUAAAAAACAUGUCCUUCUGGAGCUAGAAGACCAACAAGUGCUUCAUUCAUAACUUUUUUAAACAUUUAUUUUUCUUGUGGAUGUGUUUUUGGAUCCACAAGUGAGAAGCCCACUAAAUAUUGUUAUCAUUUGCUGUAAUUGCUGUUUACUGCUGCUUUGAGUCAAGUCCUUCAACCUUUCUCACAAGAAUGCACUGUUGGUAAUUCACCAACUAUAACAAAUACGCAUAAGACACUAGUUACUUUAGUUUUCGUUAUAUUCUUUUGAAAACAGAAAUCUGAAAUGUGAACUAGAAGUAGAUUAAACAUCAUAAAGUAAAAUGCAGACCGUAUGAUUAAUAUGCAGUAUAUAGUCAUUUCAGUUGUAUAUUAGGGGACAUAUUUAUAUAUUCUUUACUUCACUGCCAUGAUGACCCCUGAUUUGUGACGGAUACGGUUGCACGAUCUGCUUCGUUAGCUACAACGCUGACUAUUAGCAUUUCAAACCAAGCACUUACAAGGACUGAGCAAAGAUAGUUGUUAGCUGCUCAUUGCUUUUAUGAAAUACGCUACCUGUCAAAAAGGUUGGACACACAUUUUAAAGUAUGUUUUCUUUAUUUUCUUGAAUAUUUACAUUGUAGAUUCUCACUCAAGGCAUCAAAAUUAUGGAAAAUAAGACAUAAAAAAAAAACUAAACACGUCUUUUAGAUUUAAUUGCUCCCCUUUGCUUUGAUCACUACUUGGAACAGUCUUGGCAUUCCUUGACCCUGACAUGGCACACCUGUGAAGUGAAAACCAUUUCAGGGAGAAAGUAAGGGUUUGCUGAGCUGUCAACAAAGCAAAGGGUGGCUACUUUGAGGAAUUUGAGCAGAUUUUUCGAUAUUUAACUUUUUUAUACUUAAUUCCAUAUGUUUUGCUUCAUAUACUUUACUGUCUUGCGUAUGUUUCUACGAUGCUUAAAGUAGUACAACAAAGAAAAACACACUGAAUAAGAGGGCGUGUCCAAACUUUUGAUCAGCAGUGUAAAUUUAUUUUAAUGUGCAAUUUUAUGCCUCACAUAGCACUAGACCUUAACUACAUGCAUACAUGCAUUUGGUGAGUUUUUGAAAACACUAGAAGGCAACAAACCAGACUGGACCACCAUGCAGUUUUGCAGUUGAUUCCAUAAAAAUCUGAUGUGAAUAACAUUAGCAUUGCCUAUAUUGAGGAGGAAUAUAACGUUCUGUUGAUAGCAAGUGAAUCAAAAUGUUUUCAAGGCGGGUGCUUCAUGUAGUGACAGUAGAAGUAGUUCAAGUUGGAUAGGAGGCUUCAAGUGAAUUGGGAUACAAUGAAAAUACUUUUUUUUUUUUUUUAUGAAAAUGCAUUUUUUUUUUUAAAUUCAUCACUUAAUCAACAAAACAAAUCUUCCCAUUGUUUUGAGGGGUCAGCAUCAUAGGGAUGUACGGGACAUUUUGGAAAAUUGGAUUAUAGUCUUAUUAUCAAAUAAAAACUUGAGCUCUGUAAUAUUACAAUAAAUUUUCACUUAUUUUGAUUUAUCAUUCUCAGUGGGAUUUUCAGGGGAUUUGACUGCUAUGUCUUAAAAAAAAAAAAAAGUACACCCAAAAAAGUGCAAAUUUCUAAUUAAAAAGAUAGUUUUAAUUGCGUGUUAGCAUGGGAGGUGUCAGUUGUGGUUCCUGAAUUAAAUUUUCCAUUAAUUUUUCCCAUAGACAUUUCGAAAUAUUUAAAUCUUCAGAGUUUAAAGGCAUCGCAAAGACUAACCAGCUACGUGCUAACCAACAACACGAUUGUUUGAAGUCCAAAGCGCAAAUUUAAAACACAAGACUCUGCUAAAUGUUUUAAUAACUUUGCAGUUUAUAAAGUUUCAGAAACAGAUUUUAAAUAGAAUUGGUGUGGUCGCCAUUAGUCACCACAUAGCAGAUUAGCCCUGAGCGAGCUUUCAAACUUUUAAUAUAAUUUUUUUCCUGAAAGUCUAAGGGGAAAGUUAAUGAGAUAGUGCAGCUCAGGACAAAUUUCAGUUCCAAGUUUUUCCCUUUUGAUUCUGAGCCCUCAGUUUGCAAACGUUCUUCAAACUCUCUUCAAACUUUUUUGCCCAUUUCUUUAUUUUUUUCUCCAAAACUGUGUGGUGAUUUCUUGAUUGUUCUGAACAAAGGUGCAUCAGCCGUGCGUUCUCUCAAGCUAUAACUCACCUAUUAUUGCAUGAGUCCAAUUCAAGCUUAUUUGUAUAUUAUUGUAUAUCACAUUUUAUGAAAUUCAUGUAGUGUUUGUUAAAUGGUGUUUAUAUGUAGAAAAAAAACAAAAAAACAAAACUUUAUUCCUUGGGGUUGCUUCAUGGAGAUGGGUUUUCUCACUUUUAGCUUUUGUUUUAACAAAAAUAGUUUGGAAAAUGUUGCAGUUUGCACAGAUUGAAACACUACAAUCAAAUGGUCUUGUCCGCACAGUGUUCACAAAGUAUAUACAAUUUUAUAUUUCAAAAGUGUCUAAAAAUGUCCGUUGUAUUUUUGAGAAUAACCCAUGUCUAGAACCAUCUCUGCUUGUAUUGUAUUGUGUCCUCUGUCCCAGUUAUAUGAAGCUGUUACUGUACAUUUACUGUAUGGACAUUUUGUUUACCAGUUUGCUUUUCUUUCUUUCACUUUGCUUUGAGUAGCAGUGUGUUGUCCUGUCAACCGUGAAAUUAUUUUUCCUAAUAGGUGGCAACAUUUAAUAUUAGCAUAUUAUAUUAUAUAUUAUAUAUUAUUAUAUAUUAGCACUUCCAUACAUAUAGGUUGUACUUCAUUAGUUAAAAUCCAAAAUUCUAAUUCAGAGGUCGCCUUAUAUAAACUCACUAUUUUUGGUUUACUCUUCAGAAACUUACCUCAUGUUGUGUUUAGUUUAAUUCACACUUUUUUUUCCCCUCUCUAUUCUGCAUUCUGAGGUUGUUUUCUUCUUAAAAAUAUUGUGUUGAACCUCUCUACAUCAUGUGGUUGGCUCCGCCUUUUCAGGAAGUGCUCCCAUGGAAGUAUAAUAAGAUCAGGAAUGUGAACCAGAGAUUGUGUCGUGUUGGUUUCAAUGGUUCAAAAUCAGUGAUGCGUGAUGCCUAGCUAGCGCGGGUUUCGAGCGGGCCUUGGCUAUGUCUUACAAAGCUAACUUUUAGGCACGUUCAUGGAUUUAAACGUUAUUUUUCGUGGAUUUAAACGAGAAUUCCUUCAAAAUCUGACCUUUGUGAAAGUUGUAGAUCCCCUGUCAGCUGAAAACGGGCAGUUUGAUUAAUACUCAGACUUUGAUACGAUACGUGGAUAUUCCUUAUAACCGUUUUGAUUAUGUAGUAUAACAAAAUGCAUUCAAAUUUUAUGUCCACAAUGGCAUUAACAUCAAAAUUAUCCCCUUUUCACCACAAUAAAUUCAUCCUAAAUGCAGUUUUCAGCAGGUUAAAUCUAUAAUGAAUUUAUGUUGUUAUGUUUAAAAGUAUCACAAUACACAUCUCUGUAUCGAUAUCGCCAAUACGUCAAUUCCCAUAACGAUAUAUCGCUGUAUCAGUAUUUCGAGUACAGCCCUAUGGGAGAAUUCUUUCCGGGCACGACUUGCACCUUGUACCUUUGGACCGACCACUAAUCAAACUCGGGACAGACGGCGCGUGCCUUAUCCAGGUCUUCUUAUAGAUCCAUACGCCGUCAUUGCUACCGUAACAAAGUUCAACACUAACAACUGUCAUUAGCCUCAUUUGAACUGCUUCAGACGCCUCAAUUGUUAAAAAAUGUGGAAAUACUAAUGCAAAGUCCAGAAGAAAUUUGUAAUGGGAACUUUCUGUGGGUUUCAGACCGCAAUCCACAAAAGAAAAAAUGAGCUAAAUGUCACUCUCAAAGAUGGCAUAACUUUAUGGCAUUACGACAUAAAUGGAAGUAAAGCAUGGAAGACUGAGACUAGUAGGUCACACCAGAAAACCAUAUGCAAAGUGUCCCCAACGUUUCAACUCAUCUCAGCGGAACAAUUUUGGAUGUUGGGCCCCCGCCAAGUCGACUGGCAAAUAGUACUUUGUUGUGUAGGUUUUGUCACGAUAACAUUUUGAACCAUGAUACAUCGCUAGAGAUACUGCGAUAAACGAUAAUAUUGAAACUACUUUAACCAACUGAUUCGAAAACAAUAAUGCGAUUUAAUCUCCGUAAACCAUUUUUAAAUUAACAAAAAGUCUCAAAAACAUCCAGAAUCUCCCAUUUUUUGCAUAUAUUUUGACCCCUAAAAUAUGUCGUUCCAGCUUUAUGUAUUGAACGAUAAGUCGAUAUAGUGAUUAUCGCGACAGGUCUACCGUUAUGUAGAAUAUAAAAAGCUUUAAAAUAAACAGUAGCAUUAGCGUCUCUGCUCAGCUCGAUUAAAUGUUGCCACCUCCUCAUGUCUUUUCUUCACUGUUUGGUUUCUGCAGGGGUACAUUUUGCUUUGUGUUUGACAUCACCAUAAGCUCUCGUAUGUUUUUUUUUUCCUCUUUGUGUCCGUUUGUGUCUGUGAAAUAAAAACAAAACUAUUUUAUCACAAA